ACCUUCAUAAGACAGUUUCUCUCUCUCGGUAAUAAAAAAAAAAACGUCUUGCGAUAAUCAAGUCGGUUAUCAGUGUCCGCUGUCGAAUUUGAAAUCGGAAUAUUUGGCAGUGUAACGAUCAAAGAUCAUCGAACGUAAAUAAAAAACUAUUCCUCUGGGGUGAUUCUGUGUACAUUUGACUGUUUACCAGCAUAAUAAUAAUAACAGUUGUAAUCAAGUGUAGAAUAUAUGAUGUAAGUCGGUAUCAAUGAUCAACACCCCCACUUAGUAAACGCUAGACAUAUGUUAAAAGAAAACAACGAGUCUGAUUUGUAAAUUUCCGGAAAACCGUUAGCACGCAAAAGAAACCCCACGACCAUUGGACUCCGGUCUUCUAGUCUGUUUCAUCAGAGAGCAUAUAAAAGACCGAAAACGAUUGGCAAAAUGACGACACACGGGUGGAACGUUGCCAGACAAUCAUUUAUUAGUAAAGGAACUAGAUGUGUACUAGAACCUGAUAAAUUAACACGAAGUUUUCAUACUUUACACAGAAGUUCGUUGGAUUAUUCAAAGUUAUUACGGAUAACUGACAUCGCUGCUGGAAAAUCUGUUAUUAAAUCUUCGAGAUUUUCUAUUUUCACAUAUCGUGUUUAUAAUAAAACAAAUAAAUCAUCCAAAAUGCCUUAUUGGAUAGACCAAUUUUACCCUCAGGUGAAAAACCUGAUGGCGACUCAUGCGACUGAAAGCAAGGACUCAAUUGAUCAAGUCUACAGUAAAAUUGGUGGUGUACCGAUUAUUUCAAAAUUGACAUCACCACUUGCACCGAAGGUGUUGACUUAUGUUGAAGACUGCGUCAAACUUUGCAAGCCUGAUGCGGUUUACAUUUGCAAUGGCAGUGAAGAAGAAAAUGAAUUGAUGCUCAAACUGCUGCAAGCGAAUGGAUCUAUUGUGCCAUUGCCAAAAUAUGAAAACUGUUGGUUGGCACGAACAAAUCCAGCCGAUGUUGCACGUGUGGAAAGCCGCACAUUUAUUAGCACUGCAACUAAAGCCGAAACUAUACCAACUCCACGUGAAGGAGUAAAAGGACUUCUCGGAAAUUGGAUUAGUUUUACUGAUAUGGACGAAGCGAUUUCUCAGCGAUUUCCUGGUUGUAUGAAAGGCCGCACUAUGUACGUAAUUCCAUUUAGUAUGGGACCGGUUGGAUCACCACUUUCCAAAAUAGGAAUAGAAAUCACUGACUCAGUCUACGUUGUUUGCUCAAUGAGAGUAAUGACUCGAAUAGGUACAGGAGUCCUUGACGUGCUUGGAAAAACUGACUUUGUUAAAUGUUUACACUCUGUGGGAUCUCCCAAUGAAAAUUCAAAAGUUGAAGUUAAGAAUUCAUGGCCUUGUGAUCCAGAGAGAACAAUUAUUCUUCACAAACCAGCAAAUAAUGAGAUUGUAUCUUACGGAAGCGGUUAUGGAGGCAACUCUUUGUUGGGAAAAAAAUGUUUCGCUCUUAGAAUCGGGUCUACGAUUGCCAAAAAAGAAGGCUGGCUUGCUGAGCACAUGCUGAUCUUGGGCAUAACGAAUCCCAAAGGCGUAAAACGUUACAUUGCCGCGGCGUUUCCAAGUGCCUGUGGAAAAACUAAUCUUGCAAUGAUGCAGCCAACGUUACCCGGUUUCAAAAUUGAAUGCGUUGGUGACGAUAUUGCUUGGAUGAGAUUUGAUAAACAAGGCCGUCUACGAGCUAUAAAUCCAGAAAAUGGAUUCUUUGGAGUUGCUCCGGGUACAGCGACAGCGACAAAUCCAAAUGCCAUGAAAACAAUUUUCAAAAAUACAAUAUUUACUAAUGUCGCGCUUACAAGCGACGGUGGAGUUUUUUGGGAAGGAAUGGAAAAUGAAAUAGAUAAAGACAUUGGAAUAACUGAUUGGCAUGGAAAUCCAUGGUCACGCGAUUCAAAAACACCGGCUGCGCACCCAAAUUCUCGAUUCUGUACUCCUGCGUAUCAGUGUCCCAUAAUCGAUCCCGCUUGGGAAGAUCCUGAGGGAGUUCCUAUUGACGCCAUUCUUUUCGGAGGUCGCAGACCUGAAGGAGUUCCACUUGUUUAUCAAGCGCGAAAUUGGCAACAUGGAGUUUUUAUCGGAGCUUCGAUGAGAUCAGAAGCUACGGCAGCUGCUGAACAUAAAUCCAAAGUAAUAAUGAAUGAUCCAUUUGCGAUGAGACCUUUCUUUGGUUACAACUUCGGUCAUUAUUUGCAACACUGGCUCAGUAUGGAACAGGUAAAAGACGCGCAACUACCGGCUAUUUUCCACGUCAAUUGGUUUAGAAAAGACGGAAGCAACAAAUUCCUAUGGCCAGGUUUUGGUGAAAAUUCACGGGUACUCGACUGGAUUUUACGUCGAAUAGAAGGUGAAGAUAUUGCUAAUGAAUCAGCUAUUGGGCUCAUUCCGAAAGAGGGUACACUCAAUACUGCAGGUUUGAAAGACAACGUUAACUUUGAAGAAUUAUUUAGAUUACCAAAAGAUUUUUGGGAAAAAGAAGCUAGAGAACUGAGAGAUUAUUUUGAUGCUCAAGUUGGAAACGAUCUUCCAGCGCCGAUAUUAACUGAACUGAACAAUCUCGAAAAAAAUAUUUCGAAGAUUAAUUGAAAGAUUUUACAUAUAUGGGUAAAUUUUUAUAGAUUUUUAUGACUACAUUCCAAACAAUUAUGAAAAAAAUUACUUCUGUAUGUAUAUUCUGUAAAUAGUAUUAUUAAAACGAUAUAUUUUAUUGAAAAAAA
Messenger RNA from Microplitis mediator, 2741 nucleotides. Its product is annotated as phosphoenolpyruvate carboxykinase [GTP]-like. Gene Ontology annotation, molecular function: GTP binding; phosphoenolpyruvate carboxykinase (GTP) activity; manganese ion binding. The transcript has 6 exons. The coding region runs from base 424 to 2610 and encodes 728 amino acids. The record is from RefSeq and is a predicted model, not a curated record. NCBI's taxonomy places the organism in Eukaryota, Metazoa, Arthropoda, Insecta, Hymenoptera, Braconidae. Gene Ontology annotation, biological process: cellular response to glucose stimulus; cellular response to dexamethasone stimulus; cellular response to insulin stimulus. Gene Ontology annotation, cellular component: cytosol.